UGGGAAACAAAGAAAAUGAAGUCUGCCAUGGUAAUUUGCUUGCUUGUUUCUCUUAUUCUCAGCUCCUCUUUCUUCGAGGGGUCGAUGUCGGGUUCAGAUUCUUGCGACUCCAAGUGUGGGAUGAGGUGCUCAAAGGCAGGGAUCAAAGACAGGUGCUUGAAAUACUGUGGAAUUUGCUGUGUGAAGUGUCAAUGUGUUCCAUCUGGUACAUUUGGACACAAGGAUGAAUGCCCUUGCUACAGGGACAUGAAGAACUCCAAAGGCGAGCCCAAGUACCCUUAGAUGUAUCUUUUGCCUUUCUAUUCCUAUGCUGGUUAAAUAUGUACAACAAAUUAAAUGAAUAAAUUG
Hibiscus syriacus is the source of this 348-nucleotide messenger RNA. Its product is annotated as peamaclein-like. The record is from RefSeq and is a predicted model, not a curated record. NCBI's taxonomy places the organism in Eukaryota, Viridiplantae, Streptophyta, Magnoliopsida, Malvales, Malvaceae. The coding region runs from base 16 to 282 and encodes 88 amino acids. The transcript is spliced from 3 exons.